Arachis ipaensis is the source of this 934-nucleotide messenger RNA. NCBI's taxonomy places the organism in Eukaryota, Viridiplantae, Streptophyta, Magnoliopsida, Fabales, Fabaceae. The record is from RefSeq and is a predicted model, not a curated record.
AUGCAACACCUUUUGAGAAGAUCAAAAGCCUUUGUGAAGGCAAAGGACCUUGAUUCUUCGUUGAUAUUGUUGAUCAAUGGUGCUUGGGCUAAAGCAAAAGAAUCAAUGCUGCCAGCUUCAAAGCAUGAACCAGAUGGCAGAGUUCGAACGAUAUUCAUCACGGGGCUUCCGGAGGACGUGAAGGAGAGGGAUCUGAUGCGGUGGCUUCCCAGAUUCGAAGCGUCUCAACUGAAUUUCAAGGCAGAAAAGCCCAUGGGCUUCGCACUUUUCUCCACCGCCCACCAAGCAAUUGCCGCCAAGGACAUCCUUCAGGACAUGCUCUUCGAUCACGACACCAAGUCCGUCCUCCACACCGAGAUGGCCAAGAAGUACCUCUUUGUCAAGAGAGGGGCUGAUGCGGGUGCGUUUGACCAGAGUAAGCGAUUGCGGACAGCUGGGGAUUAUACGCACACUGGUUAUACAAGUCCUUCCCCUUUCCAUCAUCCACCACCACCCGUUUGGGGACCACAUGGGUACAUGGCUCCACCGCCGCCGCCUCCAUAUGAUCCAUAUGGAGGCUACCCCAUUGCGCCAGUGCCAAUGCCUACUCCUGCUCCAAUAGCAGCGCCUAGCAGUUAUGUUCCAGUUCAGUGAUGGUUUUCAGCCUGGGCCACGAGAUGGAAUUAUUCAGUGUUUCAUCAAAAGAGAUAAAUCUAAUUCAACAUAUCACCUAUUCCUCUGUCUCAGCCCUGGAAUUGGAUCAAGAGAGUGAGAUUCUAUCGCCAAAAGAGUUAGAAAGUAGGUCUUCUGGAGCGAGCAAUAGAAUAGCGUGAAAUAUGAUGGAGAUUUUAUGUAUUAAGAGUUACAUGUAAAGACAUUUAUAGUUAAAAAAUUAUGCUAUGUUUGAUACUAUGUAUAAUAGUUAUUACUUUUAAUUUUCAAUACUAAAAUUAUA